Nomascus leucogenys (northern white-cheeked gibbon) is the source of this 489-nucleotide messenger RNA. Its product is annotated as putative membrane-spanning 4-domains subfamily A member 4E. The record is from RefSeq and is a predicted model, not a curated record. The coding region runs from base 1 to 489 and encodes 162 amino acids. The transcript has 5 exons. Lineage: Eukaryota; Metazoa; Chordata; Mammalia; Primates; Hylobatidae.
AUGGGGAAUGUGGGGGAAUGGUGUCUGAGAGAAGACAGAGACUAUGCGAAACUGUCAGUCACCUUUUCUGCUUCCGUGACAACCACGCAAGGAAUGGAACAGUCCACUCCAAGGACUGGCCCCAGUGUGCCCCAGCUGGGAAACAUGGAUGUCAUACAUUCAUAUCUGUGUAAAGGAUUGCAAGAGAAGUUCUUGAAGGGGAAACCCAAAGUCCUUGGGGUUAUGUGUGGACAUAAGUUUUCAACUCAUGUUGUGCAGAUUCUGAUUGCCUUGAUGAGCCUUAGCAUGAGAAUAAUAAUGAUGUGUGUUGCAUUUAGUUCUUAUGAAGAACGUCCCAUUUUUGUGUAUGCUGGGUACACAAUUUGGCGAUCAGUGAUGGAAUUAUCUGAAGAAUUUAACCUGAGGAAUAAUGGGAUCAUAUUUGUGUUUUGGCGAGAGAUUAGAGUUGAAACCACUAUAAGGAGACAAGUUAGAAGACUACUGAAAUAA